Molecule: messenger RNA, 706 nt
Organism: Cygnus olor (mute swan)
Lineage: Eukaryota; Metazoa; Chordata; Aves; Anseriformes; Anatidae
Gene: PRLH
Product: prolactin releasing hormone
Exons: 2
Coding region: 79-666 (195 amino acids)
Biological process (GO): G protein-coupled receptor signaling pathway; feeding behavior; response to peptide hormone
Molecular function (GO): prolactin-releasing peptide receptor binding; neuropeptide hormone activity
Source: RefSeq, a predicted model, not a curated record
CCCAUCGCCCAGCCCGUGCUGCCCCGCGGGGUGUUUGUGCUCGGGCACUGACCUCGCUGCCUGGGUGCCGCCCCCACAAUGUGCCCCACGAUGCCCCCAGCAAACCCCACAUGCCCACAGCCAUGCGAUGCCGUUCUCACCUCCGUCCCUCUCUUUUCUCCAAAUCUCCCUGGGACAGGGACGAGCACCAUGCUCUGUGCCCUUUGCUUCCCUUUAUUGUCCCAACUGGGCUGGAUUUCCCCAUGGCCACCAGAGGAGGGGACGCGCGCUCUCCAUCACCACCUGGAGCAAACCCCGUGGUUUUAUCUCUGUCCCACCACCAUCCCUUUGCUCCCGCAGCAACCUCGGGGAUCGCCAUCACCGUGUCCUCGGGCUGAGCCGUCGUGGGGGGAAAAUCCUCCGGGGAUGAAGCUGGGGGCCGCCUGCCUCAUGUGCCUGCUGCUCGCCUGCCUGGCCCUGCCCACCGCCGCCACCCGCAUCCGCUCCAUGGAAAUCAGGAACCCGGACAUCGACCCCUCAUGGUACACCGGCCGCGGGAUCAGGCCGGUGGGGAGAUUUGGGCGACGGCGAGCCUUGGGAGAAGGCACCCAGCUGGGGGGGGGCGGCUUGCGGCCAGCCUGCGCCCCUCUGCGCCCCCAGCCCCCCCGGGGUGAGCGCAGCGCCUGAGCUGAAGAUGGGGGACCCCAAUAAAAGCCCUUCUCCUCUC